Molecule: messenger RNA, 2608 nt
Organism: Aspergillus aculeatus ATCC 16872
Lineage: Eukaryota; Fungi; Ascomycota; Eurotiomycetes; Eurotiales; Aspergillaceae
Product: WD40 repeat domain-containing protein
Exons: 1
Coding region: 338-2125 (595 amino acids)
Biological process (GO): regulation of DNA double-strand break processing
Cellular component (GO): nucleus; site of double-strand break
Molecular function (GO): protein binding
Source: RefSeq, a predicted model, not a curated record
CAAGUUCCUUCAUGAGCUCUUGAGCUAUAUUACGUAGUCCAUGCCCUUCGAGAAAUAGUGACUUAUGUCAAGUAAGAUGCAUAUAUGUUUUACAGUGAUCUUCUGCUUGAACGUUUUCAGACAUGCUGAGGUAAAGUCAUCUCCACCAAGCGUCACGUCAUGUCUUCUAACUAGUCUAUGGACUGGUGGUUAUCAGUGAGACCCGACCUUAUCAUCACGUGGGCUCACGGCAAACAGAACAAACCAUACAAACUUGCCAAAAGAGCUGGAACAUCCUCUGAAUGUCGUCUGAAGUCAUCGCUUCUUAUCCUGCGACACAUUCUCCCAACUAGCCAAAAUGGAAGGAUUCGACGAGGAAGCCUUCAAAAAGUUCUUUCCAACUAGCUUUGGCCGGCAGGAGAAGAAAACCGAUGUGAGCACUCAGAUCGAUCGCACCAAGCGCACCGAGGUAGCUGCGAAAGUCGACAGCGGUGACGAGAAGACGCGAGCGAACACCGAGGUCACUCCUGAAGAGCCAACCAUUCCUGAACCGGCGGGCCGCGAGGUGAGGCCUGACAGUAACAAUGGAAGCGACGAUUCCGACUCCGACGACUCCGACUCAGAAGACGACGAGGAUGAGUUUCCGGUCUCCCACGAGAUGCUACUCAAGACCCAUGACCGGGCAGUGACUACAUUGACCGUUGACCCGGCGGGUUCGCGGUUGAUCACCGGGUCCACGGACUGCACGAUCAAGUUGCACGAUUUUGCCUCGAUGACGCCGUCGACUAUACGCGCCUUCAAGUCCGUCGAUCCGUCGGCGAAGAAGCAGUCCGCCGCCCAAGAAGCACACUCCGUACACUACGUCGCAUUCAACCCACUGGCCCCAACCUAUGUGAUGGUUGUCUCCGCUACAGCGCAGCCGAGGAUUCUGAAUCGCGAUGGUGACACGGUUACUGAAUUUGUCAAGGGUGACAUGUAUCUAAGGGACCUACACAAUACCAAGGGCCAUAUUUCGGAGGUCACCAGCGGAGCAUGGAGCCCGACCGAUGAGAAUCUAUGCGUGACGGCUGGAACGGACAGCACAGUGCGCAUCUGGGAUGCUAAUGUAGGAAGGACACAAAAGGAAGUGAUUGUGCACAAGUCCAAGAUGGCUGGAUCCGCUGGUCGGAGCAAAAUGACAGCCGUCGCGUGGGGCUCGCCCAAACAAGGAGGCCCUAAUGUUCUGAUCGGUGCCGCCCUUGAUGGGAGCUUGAUGAUGUGGGGUGGUGAUGGGCCAUUUACCCGUCCAAGUGGUGAGGUUCGGGAUGCUCAUACCAAGGACACCUGGACGAGCGGCGUCGACAUCAGCUCCGAUGGCAGGCUGGUCGUCACAAAAGGCGGCGAUGACACCAUCAAGCUCUGGGACACCAGAAAAUUCAAGAAACCGAUCACGACUGUAUCCCAUCCGUCUAGUACCCGCUUCUCGACUUCGAACAUCAUCUUCUCACCCUCCUCGGCGAAUGUGCUUACUGGCUCUGAAACUGGCCACCUGCAUAUCUUGAACCCUGCUACGCUGAGGCCAGAACUAGUAACGCCGAUCACCCCUGGAUCCCCGGUCAUCACUGUCCUAUGGCACGAGAAGAUGAACCAGAUCCUUACCGGUUCCGCCAAUGCCGAGACGCAUGUUCUCUACAACCCGAAUAUGUCGACAAGGGGCGCGGCCUUGGUUAUGUCCAAGGCGCCGAAGCGCCGCCACAUCGAUGAUGACCCUAGUCUCACCAUGGAUCUCAGCCAGGGUCUCUCGGGAGACUCUGUUGUAGUGGGAUCGAACGGUGUUCCUCACUACAGCUCGUCUACUUGGUCUGCCCGCCACCCGACCAUUGGGUUGACGGCUUCAGGACGUCCCAAGGAUCCUCGCAGACCGUACAUGCCGGCUGCGACUCCGUUUGCCAAGUCGCAACCGGACGAGAAGCAUAUCCGAGAUAACAUCCCUCUCAGUUCGAUGCGCGACGAAGACCCUCGGGAGGCCCUGCUGAAAUAUGCGGACAAGGCUGAAAAGGAUCCAAUUUUCACCAAGGCGUGGAAGGAAACACAACCCACGCCUAUCUAUCGGGAGCUCAGCGAUGAUGAAGAACAGAAGCCGGAGAAGAAGCGGGCAAAGAGGUAAUCAGCACGGCAGGCUCUAAUUGUCGGUCUUUUGUAGCGAUUGCAAUUUCUUCGAAAUAAUUUGAAACGUUUGUAUAUAUCCCAUACGACAGAUGGCGUUCGGAGGGUGCAACGGGAAAUUCAUCAAAAGCGAGCAAUCAUUCUAUUUUAAGCCCUGUAAAGAUGAUGAUCGGGGAUCUGUCAAUCCGGAGUCACGGAGAGUUUGUUGUCGAGGAUGAACUAGUUCCAUGCUUGGUGACGUUGGACCGACAGGGAGGAAGCGGAGAAGGAAAAUGGCGCCUCAUUCCUCGGAUCGCGGUGCGAAUCAAGGCGAAUUGUGACCUGAAGUAGAAGUAUAAUGAUGCCUGCUGUGCUUGGACACAGGUCUGAUGUCUUUUGAGAUCUUCUUAGUAGCUUUGCUAGCACCUGCACGUGUGACUGCUCAUGUCUUGUCUUAUCCUAUCCUGUCUGGGUUUAAGGGGAGGAUAGAUUAUUUAAUUUAGAC